Dermatophagoides pteronyssinus (European house dust mite) is the source of this 1570-nucleotide messenger RNA. RefSeq names its product titin homolog. The record is from RefSeq and is a predicted model, not a curated record. NCBI's taxonomy places the organism in Eukaryota, Metazoa, Arthropoda, Arachnida, Sarcoptiformes, Pyroglyphidae.
CACAACAUCCGAUACAGAAAAAACACAACCUUCUAAACCGGUAGAUAAACUAGAGAAAAAAGAGUUGAAAGAACCAGAAAAGCCAAUUGAUAAAACCGAUGACAAAAAAUCAAUUGAAUUAGAAAAAUCCCAACCAUCAAAACCAAUGGAUAAACAGGAGGAUAAAAAGUUGAAAGAACCAGAAAAACCGAUCGAUAAAUCGGAAGAUAUUAAAGCAUCAAAGGAACCAGAAAAUCUGCAAUCAUCAAAACCUGCGGAUAAAACUGAAGAAAAAGAUUCAAAAGAAAAGAAAAAGCCUGAAGAAAGUGAAAAAUCAAAAGUUAAAUUUACGGAUGAAAAAUUAUCGAAAACAAUUGAUAAACUUGAAGACAAAAUGUUAAAAGAACCAGAAAAACCAUCUGAAAAACUUGAGGGAAAAGAGUUGAAAGAAUCAGAAAGACCAUUGAAACCGAUUGAAGAUAAAGAAUCAAAGGAACCAUUAAUGCCAACAGAUCAAACUGAAGAAAAAGUUGAACCAAAAGACAAAGUAACUAAGCCUAAAGAUGAAUCAAAGAAACCUGUUGAAGUAACUAAGCAACCAGAGGGUAAAACAUCCGAUCCAGAAAAAACGCAAUCAACGAAACCUUUGGAAAGACAUGAAGACAGAAAGUCAAAGGAAUCAAAAAUUGAUAUACUCGAAGAAAAGAUGGAACCAAAAGACAAAGUAGCUAAGUGCAAAGAUGAAUCAACGAAACCAGAUGAUCAAGUAAAACCUGAAUCAAAAGAUAAGCCUAAAGAUGAAUUGAAAAAAUCUGAUGUUCAAAUCAAAUCGGAUGAUGUAACCAAAGAACCGAUGGGAAAAUCAUCUCAUCCAGAAAAAACACAACAAUCAAAGCCAACUGAUAAAUCUGAUGAUGAAAAGUUGAAAUCUUUGGAAAAUGAAGCAACAAAACGGAUGGAUAAAACAGAAGAUAAAUUAUUGAAGGAACCAGAAAAGCCAAUUGAUAAAAUCGAAGAUAAAAAAUCAAAAGAACCUGAAAAACCAAUGGAUAAACUUGAGGAUAAAAAACCAAAGGAACCAGAAAAACCAAUGGAUAAAUCCGGAGAUAAAAAAUUGAAAGAACCAGAAAAACCAAUGGAUAAACAAGAAGACAAAAAGUUGAAAGAACCAGAAAAACCAACGGAUAAAUCGGAAGACAAAAAAUUGAAAGAACCAGAAAAACCAAUGGAUAAAUCGGAUGACAAAAAGCCAAAGGAAUCAGAAAAGACGCAACCAGAAAAACCAAUGGAUAAACUUGUGGAUAAAAAAUUGAAAGAACCAGAAAAACCAAUGGAUAAAUUGGAUGACAAAAAGCCAAUGGAUAAAUCCGAAGAUAAAAAAUUGAAAGAACCAUUGAAGCCAACGGACAAACAAGAAGACAAAAAGUUGAAAGAACCAGAAAAACCAAUGGAUAAAUCGGAAGACAAAAAGUUAAAAGAAAAAGAAAAACCAAUUGAUAAAUCCGAAGUUGAAAAAUUGAAAGAACCAGAAAAACCACAAAAAACAAUACCGAUUGAUAAAUCUGAAGACAAAAAAUUGAAAGAACCAGAA